Molecule: messenger RNA, 2274 nt
Organism: Cyprinodon tularosa
Lineage: Eukaryota; Metazoa; Chordata; Actinopteri; Cyprinodontiformes; Cyprinodontidae
Gene: odad2
Product: outer dynein arm docking complex subunit 2
Molecular function (GO): protein binding
Source: RefSeq, a predicted model, not a curated record
AUGGCUGUAGAGAAGUGGAACGUCACCUCGCUUGGCGAGAAGGAGCCUGAGUUUUUGCGGGAGGUUGGGAGGUACCAGCUAGAUAUAGUCAGGCUCACUUCCACAAACAGCUUGUGUUCUGGAUCCCAUCUCCUGGAGAGAUGCUGGAUGCUCUACUUAUUUGUCGUUGCCUGCGGGAAGAGGUGGCGAGCCAGGGUGGCCUUGCUCAUUGUCCUCAAGCUCAGUUUUCACAUGGAGAUCACCCCAGUGAAUGAGAGGGUUGCGCCACUCCGCCUUCAGGUUGGGGACAAGUCUCUCGUGGUUAUCUCGGCCUGCAGACCCAACAUCGUUGCAGAGUACCCGGCCCUCUUGGAGUCCCUGGAAGGUGUUCUAGAUGGUGUUCCAACUUGGGACCCCAUUGUUCUAAUGCGGGACUUAAAUGUUUUUGGGGGUAGGGAUUGUAAGACCUGGACUGUGUCACACACUCAGGUGAAGAGAGGGACUGAACUGUCAACCGAUCACCAGCUGUUGGUGAGCUGGGUCCGCUGGCAGGGAAGGAAGCCGACGCUGAAUGCGCACUUUCAUUUUGAAUUUCCAAAUGACUGUCGUGCUCCACUUUGGAGACAGACAGAAAUGAGUCACCUUGUUGUUGAGCCACGUAACACUGAGACACUAUUCAUCACCUGCAGCUCUGCUGGAGUCUUUCUGAAUGGCUUCAAACAGGAAAGAGAUGCGUGUCACCAUGAGAGAAAAAGCGAUUUUUAUGAAGAUUUAGCAACACUUCUUAAGAGCAGAUCUCCACAUUUUGCAGAGAACGUCAACAAACAGGUUCUUGUAGAACCAGAAACUCCGUCAGCACAGAGAGUCCAUGGUGCGGAUCUGGUUGGUGGAGAGGAGCAAGGCUGGCCACAGAAGUCUAAGGAGCACAAGGAAAACAAAGUGCAUGAGUGGAAGAGAGUACAGCGAGCUCUGUACCGCAGGAAGAAAUAUGAGACAUGUCAGAUUUGGAGGAACCUUGCUGUACUGACUAUAUGUGGAAAGAAGCAGGAUAUGCCAGGUCCUGAAAUGGAUCCUCUGCCUGACUGCUACGAAAACCUCAAGGAGCAUUUAAGCCAGAGCUUACCUGAGAGCGAGCACGAGGAGAAGGAAGAGGAGCAGCCAGUACGACGCUCAGAGAUCAACACAGGCAUGCCCUCUGAAGACUGGCACAUCGAGAAUCUAGUACAGGACCUAAAGGAAGGCGACAAGACAGCCGCAGUGCUGGUUCUCUGCGCCAUGAUUGAUCUGGAACUGGUCCAAGUGGCGAUCCAGGACUUAGGUGGGCUGGAAGUCCUCCUGAACCUUCUGGAUACAGACAACAUCAGAUGCAAAAUUGAGUCUUUAAAGACAAAGAUCAGCCAGAAUGUUCAGCUCUGACAGACCAUUGUACAGAUAAGAGGCCUGCAGAGGAUGGUUAACAACCUGGACUCACCCGUGAAGGAGCUUCAGGCCUUAGCUACUGAGACCAUAAAAAACGUGGCCACGUCCCGCAGAGCAAGAAGAAUCGUCAGGCAAGAUGGAGGAAUUGGGAAACCUGUGAAGCUGCUGGACUGCUUCCCUAACUCAGCCGAGCGGAGAGCAAACAUGGAGAAGGAUUUGCAGGUGGCCCGCUGUACAGCCUCAGCUCUGUGGAACUGCAGCAAAAGCACCAAGAACAAGGAGGCCAUUCGCAACGCUGGAGGGAUCCCUCUGCUGGGAUGCCUACUUGGGACUCCACAGGAGAACAUGCUGGUCCCUGUUGUGGGUACCCUGCAGGAAUGGACCUCACAGAAAACCUACAGGGCUGCCAUACAAAGUGAAGGGAUGGUGGAGGUUUUGGUGAAGAAGCUCAGGAGUAGCAACGCUGAGCUCCAGAUGCUUUGUGCCAUCUUCAAGUGUGCAGAGGACCAACGGACACGGGACCUGGUCCGCCGCUCCAAAGGCCUGCAGGCGCUGGUUUCACUGCUGGCUAAAGCAGACAACAAGCAGCUCCUGGCUGCUGCCACUGGGACCAUUUGGAAGUGUUCAGUCAGCAUGGAGAAUGAGAGCAACGUUCUGCAUAUCCUGAUUGGUCUGCUAACUGAUCAGCCUGAAGAGGUUCUGGUCAAUGUAUUGGGAGCUCUGGGACAGUUUGCUCAGAUACCAGCUAACAACACCAUCUGCAGGAGUGGGAGCAUCAAGGUCCUCAUUAAUCUGCUCAAAGGAACAAACCAGGCUGUGCUUGUAACUGUAACCAAGGCUGUGGGAGCUUGUGCCACAGUCAAGGACAUGUUGUAA